Messenger RNA from Marchantia polymorpha subsp. ruderalis, 2824 nucleotides. The record is from the annotation of a GenBank genome assembly. NCBI's taxonomy places the organism in Eukaryota, Viridiplantae, Streptophyta, Marchantiopsida, Marchantiales, Marchantiaceae.
UUCUCCCGAUAGAGCAGUGGAGAGACACAAAGAGGCAUCCAGUUCCUCCCGUCCUGUUGGAACGCUCUCAGCGGCUGAAGUGAGAGAUCAAGUAUAUGUAAUGUAGUAGACUUCAAAAUCGAUGCAGUGGGUGCUGACAGAAAUUGACAGUCUCAAAAUCUUGGUGAUAAAACACGAGAGUGAGAUAUCGAGGUGUUAAUCUGAAGUACGAAGACGAGUGACUUCAUCUCCACCAGGCUUAUGAUCCAGAAAUUGACAGUCUCAGAAUCUUGGUGAUAAAACACGAGAGUGAGUUAACGAGGUGUUAAUCUGAACUACGAAGACGAGUAUCUUCAUCUCCACCAGGCUUGUGCAAGUACAACGAGCAGAUUCGAGGCCACUGCGAGUUCUAUAAUUGAUUACAGCCGAGGUGGUAAUCUAGUCCAUGGCUUCCGUUGCAAGCACAACGUUCAGAUGUCUUGGUAACACGCAUGGAACUUCACAAUGUGGGUAUCACCAUGCCGUGAGAUAUGCAGCUGUCGUUCCGCAACCAUCAGAACGUCGUAUAAUCCGUCAGAAAUCGAAAUCAUCCAAGAAGCAAGUUCAGAAGAUACAACCACAGAACAAGAUUCAUCCCUCAGAAACAUCUUUGUUUGACGUAGAACAGUGGGAAAUCAAUGAUGUGGCAACUACCGAUGGGAGACGUAACGUGCCUAGGACCCAUUAUUCGGAAUAUCCCGCUGGACUUGACCGAAAUUCAGUACGCGUCUUAGUGCAGUUGAAGAAGUGGUUCCAAGAACAGAAAGAAACUGUCGAGGUGGCGGGGAAGCAAUUGCUAAGUGCUUAUCAGCUAGCUAUGACUAGUAUUGUGGACCAGCUAUUCGUACCAUCAGACGAGCCAGUCCCUUUCAUAAAGGGAAAUUUUGCACCGGUGGAUGAGAUUGUUGAGAAGGUCAGAUGUCACGUUCUAGAAGGACACAUUCCAGAGGACUUUCCUCCUGGUUGCUUCAUUCGAAAUGGACCCAAUCCAAGAUUUGGAGCUUAUCAGAACUUAGAUUCGCCACUUCUCGGUGGAAAAACAUACUAUAAUUGGUUUGAGGGAGAGGGAAUGCUUCAUGCGACAUACAUCGAGAAAGAUGGAAGCAUAUGGUAUAAAAACAAGUACGUGGAAACAGACAGCUUUAAGAUGGAGAAGGAAUUGGGAAAGAGAGUGUACCUCCCCACAAUGGACGAGAAGUCUACGCCAGGACUACGAUUCAAUCGGAUAAUUAAUUUGAUAAGGUACGGAGCGCCACAAAGAAAUCCCGGAAACACUUCAGUAUUUCAGCAUGCAGGGCAUGUGGUAGCAGCUGCAGAGGGUGCCAAGGCUUAUGAAAUCAAUAUAUCGGACUUGAGUACGAAGGGGGAAUAUAACUGUGAUGGGCAGUGGAAUCGCAGAUUUUUCGGUCCUCAUCCUAAAGUACAUCCCGAUACAGGGGAAUUGGUGGUGUUCGGCUUCGAUAUUAUUCCUCCGUAUUACGUCUUGGGUGUUCUGUCAGGUGAUGGCAAAAAGUUUGCGAAUAAAGUAGAUCUGGGGAUGGACAGGCUUGUUCUCAUGCAUGACAUCGGAAUCACAGAACGGCACGCUAUAUUGUACGAUUUUCCGGUUAUGAUGGAUCUUGCCAACAUGCUUGUGAACGGAGGAUCAAUUGUAUCAUUCGAUCCUACCAAAUACUCGAGAUUAGGAGUGCUGCCUCUUACAGGAAAUUCCAAAUCAAUCAAGUGGUUUGAUGUAGAAACGGCAUGCAUCUCCCAUCACUGUAAUAGUUACCAAGAUGGAGAUGAGAUUGUGGUGCAUGGUUUGUGUACACAACUCAUUCAAUUGGUAGCCGUUCCUGCCAAAUUCGAUAAAGUCGAAUGGUAUUCAAGGGGAAUGACUCUUGACACUGAAAAUUAUUUUGAAACCAAAGAUCCGUCUGUAGAUGGACUGUUGUAUGAGCAUUUGCAUGAGUGGAGGCUUAAUCUCAGAACAGGAGCUGUAGUUGAGAGAAACAUAACUCAAAAUAAAUUUCCAUUAGAGCUUCCAAAAAUCAACGAUCGAUUUAACGGCAAAAAAUAUAAUUACAUUUAUGCUUGCUCUGAAGAUCUUGAGGCCAGCAAGGCUGUAGGCUAUCCUAUGUUUAAAAAAUUGGUCAAAAUUGACGUAUCUCCGGCAGGAAACCAUAUGGCUAUAUUUCAUGAUGUGGGAGAGAACAGUUUUUGUUCAGAACCUGUUUUCGUGGCUAGACCGGGUUCUCUUCAAGAAGAUGACGGUUGGAUCGUGACAUAUGUACAUAAUGAGUCAACUAAUGUUUCUGAUAUGAUUAUAGUAGAUGCGCAACGCUUCGAGGAGAAACCAGUAGCAAGAAUACGAUUGCCACACAGAGUACCCUACGGCUUCCAUGGAGCGUAUAUAUCACAAUGACCGCCAUCAAAUUCUGAAUUUCGAACUGUUUCUGGACGAACUGUGAUCUAAGGUGCUUAUAAGUUUUGAGGUCAAGCAAAAACAAAUUCCAGGCUAGUCUUACCAUAGAAUACAAUCGAUAAACGCAUAGAUGCGUACGAUACAAAAAUUCAUUGUGCAGCUCAUCGUUGCACGCAGGCUUACAUGUAAGAUAUGGAGAGAAAACACGUUUAAUAGAUUCCACACUGAUUGCAGAUGUUAGAGAGGAGAGUAAAACCCCAAACCUAUCAAAGGUAGUACAAGUCUGAGCUGUAAAUAUUUCGAGAUGAUUUCUGUGUGUAGAAAUCAUCUCGAAAUACUCACAAAAAGAUUAUUCAUGAGGGUAAAGAUUUGUUAAGGUAAGAUAUCUGUAAAUGUUAGCUG